AUGUCGCAGCCAAGAUCGCAGGCAUCUUGGCCGGCGGGCAUUGCCGAGGUCCGCCUGGAGCCGACGGAUAUAUCCCGGACAGAGCUCCGGGAAGAGGUGAAAGGGUGGUUGUUAUUCGUACGGGAAGAGUCCUAUCCAACCUCAACCCCCGAAGAUGGGUUACGUCAACGGCGAGCCUUUAUCGAAAAAUGGGCCACCGCCAGUCAGGAAUUCCGCGAGUCGUACUAUAGUCGUGCCCCAGUAUACGACUCAGCUCUCGACUACCCGGCCUCGGUGCUCUCACAGCUAGCCCGACGACCGGACAAGCGCUUCCUACUAUUGGGGGGGGGGACACAUCCCUUUGAAACAGCUGGUGCUGGCUACGCCCCCCGCUGCCACGUUCCGGAGCUACUAGACCUCCCUGCGCGUACCGCGCUGUACCUUAACCAAGCAGAUUUCCAUGCCCUCUCGAUGACUCGGCGAGGCACGGUGGUGUUCGCUGACGGGCCGGACUAUAGCUGGUACGUGAUCGACACACCAGGGCUAGCCAUAGGGCAGAUGGCUAUAGUUGAGUUUGGCUCCAACGGACAAGUCCGCGACUCGAUCCUCCGUCGACCCUGGAAUAUAGGCCUGGUGGUUCUUUUCGGCGAAAUGGGUCGUCGGGUCGCGGACUUGGCUGAAUCAUCGAUUGGUGGUCCGCCACGGAUCAAUGAACCCUUAGACAUGGACCGUCCUAUUCUUGAGCUCUUAGAGUCAACCCGACAAAGCAACAAAUUCAUGGACGUGGGCUACGGACAUCCGGACCUGUGGCUGCAGAUUAUCGAGAAGAGUGCGCCUGGGUAUCUGGAGCUUGAGGCCCAAGGGCGGGAGGUGGAAUUCGAGCUUAAUGAUCUGGUGCAGUGUGAUGCAUGGUAUUGA
Messenger RNA from Penicillium subrubescens, 897 nucleotides. RefSeq lists its product as uncharacterized. The record is from RefSeq and is a predicted model, not a curated record. Bases 1 to 897 code for a protein of 298 amino acids. The transcript is spliced from 5 exons. Lineage: Eukaryota; Fungi; Ascomycota; Eurotiomycetes; Eurotiales; Aspergillaceae.